Acanthoscelides obtectus is the source of this 868-nucleotide messenger RNA. The record is from the annotation of a GenBank genome assembly. Lineage: Eukaryota; Metazoa; Arthropoda; Insecta; Coleoptera; Chrysomelidae.
GUAGACAAAAGAACAAUAAAGCAGUGGUAAAAUGUUAAGAAAAAAGAAACUUAUUUUGUUACUUUUGAUUUUGAUAUUAACUAAUGAACGCGGAAAAAAUGGCAAACGUUUUUGGGUGAAGGAAUGGUUAAGAGAUCGUGAAAAUUUAUCUCAUAUGAAACUCCUGAAGCGAUUGAAAGAUUCCAGCAGCGAAGAUUUUAAAAAUUAUCUUAGGAUGGACGAGGCUUCUUUCAGAAAAUUAUUAACUUUAGUUAAACCCCACAUAAAACGACAGAAUACAGUAAUGAGAAAAGCCAUUAGUGCUGAAGAAAGGUUAAUAGUGACUUUGCGGUAUCUGGCAACUGGACGUACAUUUGAGGAUUUGAAAUUUUCUGCCAUUAUUUCUCCCCAAGCACUAGGAAAAAUUAUACCAGAAACCUGCGAAUGGAUUUACAAGGCGUUGAAAAAGGAAUAUAUGAAGUUUCCAAAAACAUCAGAGGAGUGGCAAGAAAUAGCUUAUAAUAUUGAAACCAGAUGGAACUUUCCUAAUUGUGGAGGAUCUAUUGAUGGUAAACAUCUGCGAAUUGUUAAACCAGCCAACAGCGGGUCAUAUUUUUUAACUACAAAGACUAUCACAGUAUAGUUCUCAUGGCCCUUGUUAAUGCUGAUUACGAAUUCAUAUAUGUUAAUGUAGGCUGUAAUGGGCGAGUUUCUGAUGGAGGGGUCUUAGAAUAUACAAAAUUUUACGAUAAACUUAUAGAAAAAAAGCUAAAUUUGCCUUCUAAUGACGUAACAAAGCAUAAUUUAAAUUUCGUUUUUGUGGCAGAUGAUGCGUUUGCAUUACAUGAAAAUAUUUUAAAACCUUUCCCGGGAAACAAUUUAACAAAAG